Molecule: messenger RNA, 617 nt
Organism: Apaloderma vittatum (bar-tailed trogon)
Lineage: Eukaryota; Metazoa; Chordata; Aves; Trogoniformes; Trogonidae
Gene: FSTL1
Product: follistatin-like 1
Exons: 6
Biological process (GO): multicellular organism development; cell differentiation; regulation of BMP signaling pathway
Molecular function (GO): calcium ion binding
Source: RefSeq, a predicted model, not a curated record
UCGUUUGCUACCAGUCGGACAGGGACGAGCUGCGUCGUCGUGUCAUCCAGUGGCUGGAAGCUGAGAUUAUCCCAGAUGGGUGGUUUUCCAAGGGCAGCAACUACAGUGAAGUCCUGGACAAGUAUUUCAAGUCCAUUGAUGAUGGCGAUUCUCGCUUGGACUCCACUGAAUUCCUGAAGUUUGUAGAGCAGAAUGAGACUGCUGUCAACAUCACCACCUACAUGGACCAGGAGACCAACAAGCUACUCAGGGGACUCUGUGUAGAUGCCCUCAUCGAGCUGUCAGAUGAAAAUGCUGACUGGAAGCUCAGCUUCAAUGAAUUUCUCAAGUGCCUGAGCCCAUCCUUCAACCCACCAGAGAAAAAGUGUGCCCUGGAAGAUGAAACCUAUGAGGAUGGAGCAGAGACCGAGGUGGAAUGCAACCGCUGCGUCUGUGCCUGUGGGAACUGGGUGUGCACUGCAAUGACAUGCGAGGGGAAGAAUGAUAAGGUGCCUGCUCAGAGACAGCGACCUAAUGAAGACCUGACUGAGGAGGAGCUGGCUAGAUACGUUCAGGAGCUGCAGAAGCAUCAGGAGACAGCUGAGAAGACCAAGAGAACGAGCACCAAGGAGAUGUAA